AUGCCCUCCCAAAAGCCAAAGAUCCUCCUCAUGGGCGCCACCGGCUACGUCGGCGGCUCCGUCCUCCACCACCUCCUCGCCCACCCGGACCUCACCACCACAAUCACCCCCUCCCACCCAAUCACCCUCCCCAUCCGCCCGGGCAACCCCCCUUCCUCCUCCCCGUCCCGCGCCGAGCUCCUCACCGCAACAUACGGCCCCCGCGUCCGCCCAGUGCACAUCACCUCCCUCGACGACGCGCAAACCCUCACCCGCCUCGCCUCGCAACACGACCUCGUCAUCAACGCCGCCUCCGGCUUCCACCCCUCCUCCGCCGAAGCCCUCGUCCUCGGCCUCGCCCAGCGCCGCAAGACCCACCACCGCCCCGGCGCCUCCACAACCCCGUGGAUGAUCCACACCUCCGGCACCUCCAACAUCGCCGACCGGCCCCUCAGCGGCGUCCCCCGCCCCGACGCCGAACACGACGACGCCAACGCCCCCGCCGUCUUCGCCUUCGAGGAAGCGGAGAACCGGCGCGAGUGGUACCCCCAGCGCGCCGCCGAACUCGUCGUCCUCCGCACCGCCUCCGAGACCGGCGUCUCCGCCGCCUCCAUCCAGGCCCCCUGCAUCUUCGGCACGGGCUCCGGCCUCUUCAACCGCGCAGGCCUCAUGGUGCCCGUGAUGAUGUCCUUCGUCCUGACCCACGGCUUCGGCAUCCGCGUCGGCGACGGCACCGGCUGCAUCGACACCGUGCACGUCGCCGACCUCGCGGACCUCUACGUCCUCUGCGUGCGCGACAUCGUCCACAAUGCCGGCGCCAACGUCCCCUCCGGCACGGGCGGCAUCAUCUUCCCCGCCGUCGGGCGCACGCUGACCGCGGAGAUCCCGAAGAAGUGUCUCGACGUGGCGUUCGCGACGGGGAACCUGCCGCUCGAGGACGGUCCGCAGACGCCGGAGAUACGGGAGUGGAGCAUUGAGGACGCGGCGGUUACGACGGCGGGGAAUGUGGCGGUCGCGGAGACGGGGUACGCGGGCCACCGCAAGACGAAGGGGACUGUGGCGCGGGAGAGGCUGGGGUGGGCGCCGGUGUAUCUGGAGGAGGCGUGGGAGAAGGACUUUGAGACGGAGUUGAGGGCGGCGUUGAAUGGGCAGCGGGCGUCGACUAUGGCGGCGUGUAUUGCGAAUACCAAGUGA
Molecule: messenger RNA, 1173 nt
Organism: Colletotrichum aenigma
Lineage: Eukaryota; Fungi; Ascomycota; Sordariomycetes; Glomerellales; Glomerellaceae
Exons: 1
Coding region: 1-1173 (390 amino acids)
Source: RefSeq, a predicted model, not a curated record